Messenger RNA from Fraxinus pennsylvanica, 1278 nucleotides. The record is from the annotation of a GenBank genome assembly. NCBI's taxonomy places the organism in Eukaryota, Viridiplantae, Streptophyta, Magnoliopsida, Lamiales, Oleaceae.
AUGAGGUGUUUCCAAUUCCAUUAUGGAGAUAGAAAGGAAGAACCAAAGACCACAAAAUCAAAUUUUGCCCAAUCCUCAUUUACUGAUCGAGAAGUGAGGCAAUCUGGAUCCGAUUUUAAUUCCCAGGAUGCAUCAGACACUAGCACUGAGUCCAGAGGAAGAAGCCAAUUUCCAAUUUUGUCUGACAGGCCCAGUAAUCUCAGGGCUUUUACUUUUUCCGAGCUGAAACAAGCGACAAAAAAUUUCAAUGGGUCUACCAAGCUUGGAGAGGGUGGGUUUGGGUGUGUUUUUAAGGGUGCGGUUAAGAUUUCUGAAGAUCCAGAUAACAAACUUGAUGUGGCAAUAAAACAACUAGGUCGAAGAGGACUGCAGGGUCAUAAAGAAUGGGUGACAGAAGUGAAUGUCCUCGGUGUGGUUGAACAUCCGAAUCUUGUGAAACUCAUUGGCUACUGUGCUGAGGAUGACGAGAGAGGAAUCCAACGGCUUUUGAUAUAUGAAUACAUGCCUAACAAAAGCGUCGAAGAUCAUUUAUCAGCUAGGUCAGAGACAUCCCUCCCUUGGGCUAUGAGGCUGAAGAUAGCCCAAGAUGCUGCUCGUGGUUUAGUAUACCUGCACGAGGAAAUGGAUUUUCAGAUCAUCUUCAGAGAUUUCAAAUCUUCUAAUAUUCUCCUAGAUGAGCAAUGGAAUGCUAAGCUAUCAGACUUUGGAUUGGCUCGGUUGGGUCCUCCAGAAGGACUAACACAUGUAUCAACAGCGGUUGUGGGAACCCUGGGGUACGCAGCUCCUGAAUACAUUCAAACUGGUCGUUUAACAUCCAAGAGUGAUGUGUGGAGUUAUGGGGUCUUUCUCUAUGAACUAAUCACAGGCAGACGACCAUUGGAUAGAAAUCGUCCCAGAAGCGAGCAGAAGCUCCUAGAAUGGGUAAAACUGCAUUUAUCUGAUGCUAAGAAGUUUCAGAUGAUAUUGGAUCCAAAGCUUGAAAGUAAGAAUGUGCUUAAAUCUGUGCACAAGCUCUCAAUUGUAGCCAACCGUUGCUUGGCCAGACUCCCAAAAACACGCCCAAAAAUGAGCGAGGUUUUGGAAAUGGUGAAUCAAAUUGUGGAGGCAUCAACUGGGACAGGAAAUCCUCAACCACCUCUAAGGAGUACUGAGUCGAUGUCAACUUUUGAGGAAACCGAAGCUAAAAGCAAAAGGAGGUUUACGGAUGUGAAAAUAGGAGAUGCUGGUUGGUUGGUUCGUAUGUGGUCAACAAAGCUUGUGAAGACGUUCCGAUUGUGA